Suillus plorans is the source of this 1633-nucleotide messenger RNA. RefSeq lists its product as uncharacterized. Bases 179 to 1348 code for a protein of 389 amino acids. The record is from RefSeq and is a predicted model, not a curated record. Lineage: Eukaryota; Fungi; Basidiomycota; Agaricomycetes; Boletales; Suillaceae. The transcript is spliced from 3 exons.
CCUUGGCGCGCUCCUUCCUAUCGACAGCAAAGGCCCCUCGUUCCAUAUUACCAAAUCUUCCGAUCGCCGCACUUCUAACGAUAAGGGAAAAGAAAAAACGUCUUUACCCUCCCUGAAUAAUGGAUGUUCUGGAUCUGUAAGUGCUUGUCAUGAUGCACAGCACCCUGCAUCGCAAGGCAUGCCAUCUGUACAGUCCGUGGAUAGAUUUCUAGACAGCAUCGAUUUGAGCAUUACUCCUUCAUGCAAUCCGGCGCUUGCCAAGAGCAAGGUUCCCGCGACACCAAUUCAGCAAGUACUUCCCCCAACUCCUGUAUCCAUUGCACCCAUUUCCCUGCCUUUGCUAGAAUCUUCUACGGUUGAGCUUCGACCAAUUCCCUUCACUUUUGGACCAGAGAGGCUUUCUCUCUUACACCACGGGCACCCGUUGAGUUACGACUUGAACCUACUUCCUGAUGACCCUAUUGGUCCUAUCACAUUGCUUGGAGCAACUCAGAGCGAACCUGGCGCAUAUCUUGUUGCCGCAGCACACUACAGGCGGACUGGCCGUUCUCGUGCAGCUUGCAAGGUGAUUAGGGCCUUGCUUGGCAAGCAUGCCCCUGCUACUCGUGCGGGCGGUGUUUUGACUGGGAAAAACAAAGAAAAUGGUCCCUUCCAUCAGGCUUCCUCAUCGCUAGCGAAAUCUCCCGCACCUUCCGUAUUUACACCCAUAGACGUCAACACCACAGCUCACGACGCCGCUGUCUUACGCUCUGCCAUUCUCGUUCUCGCAGCCUGUCAGCUGGACAUAAGCCGCGAUUCUUCAUCUCCCGAAGAGAGGAUAGCACAUGCAACCGCUGCUCAAGAACUUUUUCGUACAAUAUACGGAACGAAAAACGACUUAAUUUCUUCCAAGUCAGGAAAUACUAGUACAGAUGUGAACGCCCUAGGACUAGCUUUUGCAGAUCACACCCGAAAGCUUUCCACCGCCAACAACAGCCUACCUAUUUCUAUGUCCAAGCAAACAUCAGGCGUCCCCACUGCUCCCGCUUCUACUCGUAUUCUAGCUCUAGAGGAUGAGCUCCGACUCACGCGCAUAGCCAAGUCUACAAUUGAAGCCGACCUUGCUGCUGCGAAGAAGCGCCAGGAACGCACUGACCUGUCUGUCAGAGAAGCUGAGACCCGUUCUCGUGACGCCUACCGAUUACUUGAGACCGAGAGGGAUGAAGUUCAUAACUUGAAGCGUCGACUCGUAGAGACGGAACGGAAGGUGUCGGAAAUGGAACAGUCAGCUGCUGGUGCCGAGUCACGCGUGUGGGUGAGGCUGCGGGACAUGGUUUAUGAUCAGUUUGGGAGCACAAGAGGUUUUUGAUGCGUGAGCUAAGUGUGUUUACGUUCGUCUCUUCAUCUUUUUCAGAACAUUGCGGGGUUUAGAAUCAGGACCAGUCAUGUGGUGCAUCUCAUCACAACCCCAUCACCAUCAUCAUUGCCACUUGUACAUCAUAUCAUUUCCUGCAGCAUUCGAGAUACCGUGUUUCACAGUCCACAAAAGUGUAUGUUCUUGUAAUUAUCCUCCAUGUAUGGAACUAGCAUAGCGAGAGAAUAGGAGGAUACGUUCCAUUGGAAUUGUGUGAUGUGAGGAAGCUGAACGUCCACC